UUUUUCUUGUUAUUGAUUUUUAACGCCGGUUGUUUAUACAACCAAAAUUACAAUUGUCACUUUUGACACUUGAAGGUUAUGUUCUUCAGCACCUGAUUCUGAAAUUUUUCUUAAUUAAUUAAAAAAAAAUGGCUUUAGUUGCCAGAGGAGCCCUUUUUGAACGUUUGAGCCCCCUCGUCCAAGCCAAACGUUUCAGAGGCAAAAUCAAUAUUCAGCGCCCCAAACCCGUACAUCCGGAAAGAGCCAUUUUAAUGGAAUUAACAAAACCAUUCUUUAUCAGUAGCAAAAAAGGCAAAAAACCCAUAGACUUGUGCACAAAAUUACAAGAUAAAUUUGUUAGAGAUGAACACAACCCAUUUCAACAAAUAAUCGCUGGAGAAUUGAGAAUGUGGUUCAACACUUCACGACUAGUCGCCUUUUAUCACUUGAAUCCCAUGAAAGCAGAUCAAAGAUUUAAAGCUUAUGCAAUGUUUAAAAAAGAUAACAUGCAUUUAAAACAGUAUGGCAAGAAAACCCUUGAAAUUGCAUUAAAGGAUUCAAAAUUUGAACCGGUUUUGGAUUUUUAUGUCUCGCAAAACAUGAUAGUGUUCAGUCCGGAACCAGAAGUUAGGAAAUUGUUAAAAAUCACCAAAAAGUUUCCCCAGCUUGUCUUAUUAGCUGCCAUAUUUGAGGGAAAAUUUGUAAGUAAAGAUGAGUUAAUGGAAUUAGAGAAAAUACCAAACUUGCAAACAGCUCAAGCAGUUUUGGUUCAAACUCUCAACAGUGCGGCCACCACAAUACAUCAACAAUUGAACCAACACCAAAAUACCUUAGUUUCACAACUCCAACAAAGAAUAAAGCAAUUGGAAUAGUUUGAUAAAUAUAUUUCGUAGAUCAUU
Messenger RNA from Tribolium madens (black flour beetle), 878 nucleotides. RefSeq names its product 39S ribosomal protein L10, mitochondrial (gene mRpL10). NCBI's taxonomy places the organism in Eukaryota, Metazoa, Arthropoda, Insecta, Coleoptera, Tenebrionidae. Gene Ontology annotation, cellular component: mitochondrial large ribosomal subunit. The transcript is spliced from 3 exons. Gene Ontology annotation, molecular function: structural constituent of ribosome. Gene Ontology annotation, biological process: translation. The record is from RefSeq and is a predicted model, not a curated record. Bases 129 to 851 code for a protein of 240 amino acids.